Messenger RNA from Saprolegnia diclina VS20, 891 nucleotides. RefSeq lists its product as hypothetical. Gene Ontology annotation, molecular function: protein N-terminal-serine acetyltransferase activity; protein-N-terminal-alanine acetyltransferase activity. Bases 1 to 891 code for a protein of 296 amino acids. The transcript has 2 exons. NCBI's taxonomy places the organism in Eukaryota, Oomycota, Saprolegniomycetes, Saprolegniales, Saprolegniaceae. The record is from RefSeq and is a predicted model, not a curated record.
AUGCAAGCGCCGGCCGACGACCCUGUGUACGGGUACGCCUACCUUGGCAUCUUUGUGGGCUUCCUCGUCUUCUGCUCGACGCUCAUUGUCGUAUUUGCGCUGCUCUACUACGGCGGCUCCUUCCACCGCAUGCAGCACGAAGCCGUGGGCAUGCCAGAGUCGAUGGACCAAGAAAAGCCACUGCUCUACGACGAGCUCCUCGAGAAGGCGGCGACGUUUCCCGAGAAGCCGCCGUCGUUUGAGCUCGACGGCUACAUCGUCAAGCUUCGUCCGCUGCACAGCGGGUCCGCCAAGGACGUCAAGGCCAUGGUGCGCCGCCUGUACGACAUCUCGUCUGGGAAAGCCCUUGGCGGGUUCUACGGCACCAAAGACUAUGACGCUGACGCGCUCAUUUGGCGCUAUAUGACAACGGGGCCGUUCCCGAGCUUCGAGGCAUUUGAGAAGGACCGCGCCGUGGAGCUGCCUAACCAGCGCCACUUUGUCGUCCUUGAUGCGUCGACUGACAAGCCCGUCGGUAUGGUGUGUCUGAUCAACCACUCGGCCAAGGACCUCCGAGUCGAGAUCGGUGCGACCUGGUACUGCCCCGCAGCCCAAGGGUCGGGCGCCAACCGUGAGUCUGUCUACCUCCUGCUUCGCGCGCUCUUUGAUUUGGGGUACCGCCGUGUCGAGUGGCGUUGUGAUGGCUUCAAUGUGCGCUCGCGCAAGGCAGCCCACUCACUCGGCUUUACCUUUGAAGGUGUUUUGCGCAAGCACAUGAUCGUGAAGGGCGCCAACCGUGACACGGCCGUGCUUGCGGCGCUCAACGGCGAGUGGCCGGGCAUCAAGGAGAUGCUCGAAGGCAAGAUCGAGUCGUCGCUGCGCGCCAAGGCCGCGGCCAAAAAGACCCAGUAG